UAAGUUUGUACUCAUUAUUGUCUUCUUUUUAUAUUUCCAUACAGGACCACGGCAGAGAUGGACAGUGUGAAUUCCACGGAGAGUACUGGGUUACCUCACUCGACCACUUCGCUGGUCUUCAUAUGCUUUUUCGCCCUUCUCAGCCAAGGACUCACCAUCGGCGGCAACAUCCUCGUCAUGUUGGCCUUCCGUAUUGAACGUCGUCUGCAUAAGCCCAGCAACUACUUCUUACUAAGCCUUGCGGCUGCCGAUCUUAUCAUCGGCCUUUUCUCCAUGCCCGUGUAUUCCCUCUACCUCAUCAUGGGAACUUGGCCCUUUGGUUCUGUUGUUUGUGACCUGUGGAUAUCCGUAGACUACGCAUGCUCAGAAGUAUCAGUAUUGAACCUGAUACUUAUAAGUGCGGACCGGAUGUGGUCCGUUCGUAACCCUGCGCGCUACAGGAACAAAAUGACGCUGCAACGCGCGGUGAUAAUGAUUAUUCCAACGUGGGUUUUACCUUUACUGCUUUAUUUCACAUCCGUCCUAGGUUGGACUAAAUUCACAAAUACCGAAGAUACACGACCUAAUGGAGAGUGUUAUUUACCGUUUAUGCAGGAUUCCCCUAAUUUCAUAACAAUAUCUACAAUUUUUGUGUUCUGGGUGCCACUAAUUGCAAUGUUUAUCAUGUACGCGAACAUCUAUAGGAUCAUUAGAAAUUUAGCGAAGAGGAAGAAAAAGGGCAGGGAAAAGCGACCGAGUUCGGCUUUGCCCCGUCCUUGCCCUGAUCAACUGCAAAGGAUAGCUCCUGUGGAGCCCACCUGUGUAGAAACCGAAGCUCCAGGUAUGGUCACAGAUUACACCACCACGACCACAACGACGACGUCAACGAGUCUCACUGCCGAUGGUUCGCGUCCAGAUGUGCCUCGUGUUGGGGUGAACAAAUGCAUCGCGAAGCGAAACAAAUCAGAUGCAGAUAGCUGUCUCGAUUCCAGCGAUGAAACGUCGUCAUCGGAGCGAAGACCAGAAAGCACCAUGUCGGCGUCGUCAAGGAAUGCAGUGGAUUCAAAACCAAAGCGAGUAAAUAAUAACAAGGUGAAGAUUGGUUCGUUAAAGCGUGGAAAUCAGGGAAGUCUAAGUGGAAGUAAGCGAGGUCUUCGUAGGACGCGUUCACAGCGCGGUGAAAGACAAAGUCGAAGCGAGCGGAAAGCAACGCGUACUUUGACCUUCAUUUUAGGGGCUUUCUUUAUCACAUGGAGUCCAUACUCUACCAUGGUAAUCAUCUUGGCGUGGUGUGAGACAUGUGUUCCAGCACAACUAUAUCAUUUUAGUUAUUAUCUGUGUUAUAUCAACAGCACCGUCAACCCACUCUGCUACGCUUUCGCCAACGAAUUAUUUCGAGCAAGUUUUCAUAAAAUUCUCACUUGUAAGACGUGUCGUGGAUAAUGAGUAGGACGUGGCGGAAUUUUUUUUUUAAGUUUCACUAUCUUAAAAAAGACUGUCCUGAGUUGAAACAGUUGUGGUCUUCUUUAAAAAUGAGGAACCCUUUUUGACAAAAUGUUGACAAUGUGAUGCUAAUGCGUUCCGCUCAUGACAACACCUGUGGAAUUCACAAUCAAUUUCAUCACGACGAAUGUGUGAUGUCAUCGUUACGUAGCUUCUGUGCACUAACACUAAGUCACGUGAUACGCAUGUUGCCAGUUUACAUGGACGACAAUGUAAGAAUGAGUCUAAACUGUAAAGAACUCAUUAAACUUAAACUAUGAACCAAUGUAUCACGUGAUAGCAAGCUUGUAAUCGUUUCGCUGUUUCAAACACGCCCCACCAGACUGAAUAUCAUCUUGAAAAAAAAUGUCUUGAAAAUAUUCACCAAGUUUCUAACAACAUGGAAAUAAUCGUCUUCUUUCUACAAAUUCAAUGAGUGUUUCCCAUUACUGUAAAUAAUAAGAAGAGCUCGUUGGUCAACUUGGUGGGUCCGUAAAUUGGUCAGUAGCAGUGCAUACCAAACACCAAAUCACCACUCUUCCCGUGUAAUAUCUCCCGAUGUACCAUCCCGGUGUUACAUAAAGACAAACCAUGUAGUACAGCAGUAAAUCUAAGAUUGAAUUAUUGUGAUGUCCUUUAUUCGAAUGUAUUCGACACAAUGGAAUAAACAAGGGUGGAUCCGGGAUUUUCCUUUCGGGUACCAUUUUCGUUGACAAAAAUCUGACAAGCAAAAAAGAAUAAUAACCCAUUUUUGUAUGAAGUGUUUUACUUUCGUAUGUCCGACAUUUUCCACUAAAAACAUGACAAAUAUUUUUUAUGGCUCUCAAUGGGGGGGGGGGGCUCAGGCUGUGGAUGUGCCCCACCCCUGGAUCCGCCACUGAAUAUAAAUUAUCUUGAACAUUCUACUGCGAACAUUAUUAAUUGGUAAAUAAUCAUCUAGUUAUGGAAUUGCAAUAAUUACUUGGAAACUGUCUCUGAAAACAUUUUGAUUAAGGGAUUCUCUGUCCCCUUUACGCCUAUAAACAUGAUGUAUGAUGAGUAUAUACAGGUAUUAUUAUAAGAUAAAAUGAUAGAAACAUCGACAAGAACUGAUGACACUUUCCGUUAAAUAAUUUUCAGUACAUCAUGAUUAGCUCGGAUUACGAGCAACAGUCAGAAUAACAUCAAAUUCACAAUUAAUCGUAAUGGCAAAAUAGGCAAAAGGAAUCAGAGAUGCAAGAAGAACAUCCCAAUUUUUAUAGUUCUCAUAAUCUAUAUAGAGAAUGUCUAAAUUUUAUCAUCGUGAGUUGGAUUGUCAAAGAAGAAAGAAACGCUUAAGGAUUUAAAACGAAGCGCGGAUGAGUAUUGAGUUCUGUAGGGGUUCGAAAAUUAUUGGUAAAAAUAUAAUUUGUACAAAUUCACAGUGAUAUUUUACAGAGUUGUGCUUAAACAUCUCUACUACCAUGAUUACAGACAAGUAAUAUCUAUCAAUAAUUAGGGAGUUUUGAGGCAAAUUGUGUCCCGCUUAAAUCAUUCAAGUCGCCUGUUUGCUUCGUAUUGCUUUUGAAUUUUUCCAACCGUAAUAGAGAGCACUGGCAGUGUGAAUAAUAACUAUGCUGCAAAUCAUGCACUAAAUAAAAUAUUUAAAUCAGAAUUGUGGUUGAAACGUGAUUAGAAUGAGGGUAUAGCUAAAUGGAACUAGAAUGGAGUCAAAGGGGAACUGAAAAUAAAUGUAUAAUAUAGGCUCUGUAACCAGAUAAUGAUUGGUGGUCCCAAAUCAGAGUAUAAGUCGUGUGAAGUGGAAUGACGAUGAAUGCAAUUGAUCCUGAAAUGUACAACUUCUGAAAUUAGUCCGUGCUCUGGGGCACUACUCAUUCUUUAAAUGUGAAUGACUGUGAAGAGAGAUGUAAUGGAAGCAAAGAUGAGAAACAGGAGGGAAUAUCAGAUACAGAGUGAAAAUAGAGAGGGAGAAUGCUGAUAAGAGGGGAUGAGGGAACGUUGGUGCUGGAACAUUUUGAAAAUUGAAGAAAUAUAAACAAAGACAUGGAAAAUUCGAUGAAAUGUAUAGAACAGAUGUUUGAAAUUUGGAAAUGGUGAGAGAUGUGUAAGAGAAAAUAAUCACAACAGAAAUAUUUCUAAUGUAUCCACAAAUAAUGAGGACUACUCGAAUCGUCUAAUUUAAACAACACUGUAACAUGUUUGAAGUGAGCAGAGAGAGAAGGGAG
This is a messenger RNA of Lytechinus variegatus (green sea urchin), 3665 nucleotides long. RefSeq names its product muscarinic acetylcholine receptor M3-like. Gene Ontology annotation, biological process: adenylate cyclase-activating adrenergic receptor signaling pathway. NCBI's taxonomy places the organism in Eukaryota, Metazoa, Echinodermata, Echinoidea, Temnopleuroida, Toxopneustidae. The coding region runs from base 58 to 1422 and encodes 454 amino acids. The transcript has a single exon. The record is from RefSeq and is a predicted model, not a curated record. Gene Ontology annotation, molecular function: G protein-coupled acetylcholine receptor activity. Gene Ontology annotation, cellular component: plasma membrane.